GGCGCGUGUCAUAACUUGAGGAAGGGCGCAAACCUUACACGGUUCAUGCAUUAACCUCGUCCUUUGGCCCUGUCCCGUGUCCUGUGAAAGUUGUGGCCCGGAGAAGAGUUAUUUACACUACUGUGUAUAUUUUGUGAAUUUUCCCUGGAGCUCUACAGGAUGUAUAACGGCGGGGUAGUGUCAUACCUUCUUUUAGGAGCCUUUGUAGUGCUAUUUUCCACUGCAGUAUCUCAGAAAAAUACAGCACCAGCUAAGAAUGCAAACAGCGCCGCAAAACCAGCAGCUAAUCCCUCAGUAUCCAAAAAAGCGGAUCCUAUUGAACAACGGGAUGCUACAACGCCUAUGCGCCAGUUGCCCUCAAGGCAACAAGCCCCAACAGCAGCUCCAGCACCGGUUGCUCCUGCCGCAGCAGUUGCCCCCAAAGCAACCAAUCAAAUGGCUAGACCUCCAGUAGUACCCAAAGCAACCAAUCAAAUGGCUAGACCUCCAGUAGUACCCAAAGCAACCAAUCAAAUGGCUAGACGUCCCAUGGCACCCCGAACACCUCCUCGUAAACCUGCAAAAUAUAUACCACGUGAUCCCAUUGUUCAUGCUCGACCAAUCACACCGGAACCAAAACAAGUACGGAGUGAACCAGUAGUUCACGCUCGACCGACGACACCGGAACCAAAAGAAGUGGAUGCUGAGGGAACAACCUCCGGUUAUUACUACGAUUACUACAAUAACUAUAACAGCCAAUAUGAUGGAAGAAAUGGUAGUGGUAUUAACCAAGGGGCUUCACCGAAGGAAAGCGCAUGCCCAGUUUUCAGAGAGACCAUAAUGGAGCAUCACGUCAUUUUACGUCGAAAUGGAUGUGAAAUCGUUCUAUCACAGGAUGAUGCUAUACGAUGGUUUGGCAGACCGACAGGGCCGUUAGUUUACUCCCGGAAGUACAUAUAACGAUGAAAAUCUCUCAGCGAGCAUUUACUUUUGAUUUUGAUUUUUGUUGCCGAAGAGAAUGGUGAAAAAGAACCACAAGUUAUUUUUUAUUGUGUAUGUGCAUGUACAUAUGUCUGCAAGGGACAGCACAAAAACACAUUGUCAUUACAGUAUAUCACUAAACAAAUGUUGUAUUUGCAAAUUUAAUAAGGUAAAUGGAAAAGCCAAAUACAAUAUUGUAAAUCAGUUUAAUACUAAAGUGAUUUAAGGGAGAAAAUCACUUAUCCUAUUUCUUGUGAAAUAAACGAUUCUUGUCAGUUGUUAUGCUGA
This is a messenger RNA of Magallana angulata, 1248 nucleotides long. RefSeq lists its product as uncharacterized. Lineage: Eukaryota; Metazoa; Mollusca; Bivalvia; Ostreida; Ostreidae. The transcript has 6 exons. The record is from RefSeq and is a predicted model, not a curated record. Bases 160 to 939 code for a protein of 259 amino acids.